Molecule: messenger RNA, 3285 nt
Organism: Lathyrus oleraceus (garden pea)
Lineage: Eukaryota; Viridiplantae; Streptophyta; Magnoliopsida; Fabales; Fabaceae
Product: phosphatidylinositol N-acetylglucosaminyltransferase subunit A
Exons: 11
Coding region: 2526-3107 (193 amino acids)
Biological process (GO): GPI anchor biosynthetic process
Cellular component (GO): glycosylphosphatidylinositol-N-acetylglucosaminyltransferase (GPI-GnT) complex
Molecular function (GO): phosphatidylinositol N-acetylglucosaminyltransferase activity
Source: RefSeq, a predicted model, not a curated record
AUUUUUCCUUUUGCUCAUGUGUUUCUUUAUAUUGCAAUAUAAGUUUGUUAAUAUUAUGGCUUCAUUUGUUUUAUGUUGGUUAGUCCUAUUGUUUUUAUUUCUAGUACUUAGGUGAGAUUGAGAUCAACCGUAAAUUUACAUUGUUUCUUUAUGGAGGACUAGCGCUGGACAAAUUAACGAAAUCCAGCCCAAACCGACCGAACCAUGUGGCCCCGUAGACACCGGUUCGGGUGAGUCGGUUUUUCGGUUUGACGGUUUGAAUAAUCUUGGGUUCACAUGGGUUAAACCGGUCGGUUUAGGUUUGAAUUUAUGGACCCGAUGAUAUCCUAAACCGACCGGUUCAGUAGAAAUCAUGUUAUAGCCACUUCUUCGCUAGGGUUCAGUAGAAACAGCAACGUUAGGGUUCAUCACUUCUCUCAGUCUCAAAUCUCAAUUCAUUAGUUCCACUUCUUCGUGAGAUUCAUACGCACAAACAGCAACGUUACUCCGCUAGGGUUCAUCAUUCUCUCAGUUCGUGGUUUCAUUGUUUAACGAAGAACCGUCGCCGUCCAUUAUUCAACCACAAAUCACCACCGAUAUUGAUUUUGUGAAGGUGUUGUCGGUAAAUAUUGUUCCUACUCAGCUCGCCGACAACUUCCGGAAUAAGAAGCCUGAGGAAAAUUAUUGGUGCGCGUUGGUAUAUUAAAGGAUAUGAAGUAGAAUUCGAUGGAGCGCGGCAAAAGUAGCUUGCAAGGAGUUGGAGUUCCUAGCUUGCAACUGUGUAAACAAUUGCAACCCCAAAUGAUACAUCGAACGUAGCCCAAAAAUUCCGCUGAACAGAAAAACCAUAUGCAGAGGUGUCUACAUUUUUAGCACAAGAUUAUAUUCCAACUUUGCAUUGCAUCUCUAACUUACUUCAAGUGGAAAACUCCAAUGUCUGACCCCUACUGACCUUGUUCCCUUAUUUAAGUUGCCGAUUUACUUGCAGGUAUAUUUGCACAUGCCAACUAGUACAUAGUUUUAUAGAAAUGCACACGUACACGACUGAAUAUAUCUAUAUAUAUAUAUAUAUAUAUAUAUAUAAUUUGUGGCUGUUAUGUAUAGACGUUAUGCAAAUAUUACAGUAAGCACUAAGCUUCACGUACUAGCUCAUGCCUAUGUAUGAAUUAAUUCUAUCUUUUCUAUAAUUAUGUAAACAAACAGAUUAAAAGAGUGGGCACAAAGUCUAUUUCAUGCUGAUACUAAGUGCUAGAAUACUCUUUAUUGCUCUUUUUUCUUAACACUCUCUCAAACGAAUCCGGAUCAUCUCCAGUGGAAUGUUCGGUGCUUUCGAUUCUGUUUCCAUCCGGUCUAUUAACUUAAUUUAAUAGCAUGGAAGAAAGAAAGAGUGAAAAAUAAUUAAAUAAUUAAAAUUAAAUCCAACUGUCAAUAUUGUAUAGGACAGGUGACAGAACCAAAAAUGUUGGAGGGAAUUUGUUUCCCUCUCAAACACCCACUCUUUUAUUGAGUGAAACAUAUAUAGGUCUUUUCCUUUGAAAAUAGAUUUCACAUAAAAUGAUAGAACUUAUUUGUGUUUUUAUUGAUAAAAAAAUUAAUGAUAAAGAAAGUGUUAAAAUGAAAGGGUUGUUAGCAUUACUAAUUGAUUGUAUAAUGAUAAUUAACAUACUAUCAGAAUUUUUUCAAUAAUAAAAUUUUCAAAAUUAAGCUAAAAAUAAAAUAGACAAUGAUGCAGUUGACAUCCAUUUCAACUUUGUGAUUCAAUAAGACAAGCCUUUCUUUUUUGGAGUCAUUUUUUGAAACUAAGGAUGGUGAAGAGGAGGUGAAGAACAGUCUCUAGGGCGUUCAAGAUUUGGUACUGGAAAUGCAGGUCAGGGGUAUACUUUUGAAGAGGUCAAGGUUCUUUUUCUAGUAGUUAUGGACCUCUGUCGCCGAACUUCUGGUCUGCAACACCCCUUGCCAGUUUCUCAGGUGGGGAGCAGCAACAUUCAGGUUCGUUUGCAUUAUAUUGAUGGGAACUACACUGUACUGCCAGAGGUUGUGGAAGCAUCCCUUGGCCCACAUAUGCAGGUAACUUUCUGUUUUCUCAUUUCAAAGUUAGUGUGUCUGGUAGACAAAUGGAACUAGUUAUGAGUUUUAUUUCACAAGCAUGAUGCAUUAUUUCCACUAGUUUAAGAUGCCACUCAAUUCAUGAUUUGAAAAUAUGAUGCAAGAAUGAUAGAAAUGAAUGAAAUAGGGGUCUGGUACUGCAGUAUGGAAGACUGGCCUUGAAGGGGUCUGGUACAAGGUAUGAAAAGAAGUCUUGUACAGUUUUUCAUUUUUUUUCUUCUUGUACUUGUGUAUGCAUAGUAACCAACAAGGUAUGACCAUCUGGGAUAUAGAAUAUUCCUUAGCCCGAAGCACUUGUGAGCACGAGGUUUGUUGGAAUCUUGCAUUGUGCAAGUAACAUGCUUAUGCAUUAAAAACUGAAUGAACUCUUAUCUAGAAUCAUGUUUUCGUUUUUAUGUCUGAUGAAAUGAAAAUUUCUAUUGUGAGCAGUAUGGAGUAACAUGCUGACCUAUAUCUGUUCAAAUGAGUCAUUAUAUGGUUCCUUAACAGAAGCUUUUUGCAUAGCCAUAUUAGAGGCUGCUAGCUGUGGAUUGUUAACAGUCAGCACGCGUGUCGGAGGUGUUCCUGAGGUUGUACCAGAUGACAUGAUUGUUUUGGCAGAACCUGAUCCAAGUGAUAUGGUGCGCGCAAUCCAAAGGGCAAUAACUAUGCUGCCUAAAAUUGAUCCUCAAGUCAUGCACAAUCGAAUGAGGGAACUCUAUAGUUGGCAUGAUGUUUCCAAAAGGACCGAAAUUGUAUAUGACCGUGCUCUGAAGUGUUCCGAUCAAAACCUACUUGAACGUCUCUCACGAUACCUCUCUUGUGGAGCAUGGGCAGGAAAGAUCUUUUGCUUGGUUAUGAUCUUCAAUUUUUUGCUAUGGCAUCUACUGGAACUAUGGCAGAUGAAAUUGAGGAGGCGCCCGAUGUUAUUCUUUCGCGCAACUGCGAUGGAUUGGAGGGAUGUUGCAGAAAAUACAACAAUGCAGAAAAUUACAAUAGUAGUGAUACUAAUAAUAUUUCAUAGGAAAAAAAUGCUGACAUGAUUCGACGAUUCUGCUUCAAAUGAGUCAAUUAAGCUCCCAUUUCCGAAAAAUGCAGCAAUUUCAUAAGUUUUAAGAUAUAUUGUUUUAUUUUUUUGUUCAUAAGUAAACUAAAAGUUUAAAGACUAGUAUAAAAUUAUGCUAUUUAAAUCCUAGAUAAAAUCCACUUGUGUUGGGUUUA